AUGACUUUCAAUCUGAUUCAUAUUGAGAGUAUCAGUGAUGCUAGUCUGCUAAACGUAACCGGUUCGGUUCCUUUCAGGAUGCAAAACCAAUUCCCCCUUACUCCGAAGAAUUCAACGGUUGAUCUCCCCAAAGCAUUCGAGAUAUCUGGGGUUACUAUUUAUUCGAUGCAAGAGACGUAUUUUUCUCAGGGAUUUUUCAUGUUUAAUCGUACUAUCAGCCAAAACUUGAAAAAAAAUGGCAUUUCUUGGGUUAGAAGACUCUCAAGUCAGCCAAAGGCAAAAUCCCGCUCAUUUAGAGGCCACAAAGUGGGAUUUGUAGUGGUUGGUGUCACAGGAGGACUAUAUUUUGCAAAUGAUUCAUUCAGGAACGGUGUCAAUCACUUGGUGUUAACUGGAGAAAGGGUAGGUGUAGUAACUCUUGCUACCAUGAAAUGUUUCAAGUACUACUCCACUGUGCUGACAAAGAACUUUGAUUCCAAGGAAGAAUAUUACAAGGAGUUGGAUGAGACCCACAAAAGGGCAGCUUUGGUCACUUUAGAUGCAUUAAGGACCAACGGGGGAAUUUAUAUCAAACUAGGUCAGCAUGUUAGUGCUAUGACAUACUUACUACCAAAGGAAUGGACUGAGACGAUGAUUCCACUACAAGAUGAAUGUCCAAAGUCUUCCUUGACCGAUAUUAAGGCAAUGUUUGAAAAAGAUACAGGUGAGAAAUUUGAUGAAGUGUUCAGCUCUAUAGAUGAAGAGCCUAUAGGAGUAGCAUCUUUGGCACAAGUGCACAUUGGUACUCUAAGAAAUUCCGAAGAAAAAGUGGCCAUAAAAUUUCAACACCCUUCCUUACAGGAGUUUGUUCCAUUAGACAUCCUAUUGACAAAGACUGUUUUUGAUCUCAUGGCAAAGGUUUUUCCUGAUUAUUCGUUGACAUGGUUGAGUGAUGAGCUGCAAAGUUCCAUUUAUGUCGAGUUAGAUUUCCAGAAUGAGGCAAAAAAUGCUAUCAAGACAGCUGAAUAUUUCAAGAAGUUUCAAAAGCAAACUGCGCUCAGGAUUCCAAAAGUCAUUGAAGCUCACAAAAGAGUUUUGAUACUAGAGUACGUUCCUGGAGGGCGUUUAGAUGACUUGAAGUUUAUAGACUCUCACAACAUCAGUCGGAGUGAGGUGUCUAGUUGUCUCUCUCAUACUUUCAACAAUAUGAUUUUUACACCAGACGUUUCAUUGCACUGUGAUCCUCACGGAGGUAACCUUGCGAUCAGACCUUUGGAUCACAAAAAGAACGGUCACAACUUUGAAAUUGUUCUCUAUGAUCACGGACUGUACAGAGAUAUUCCACUACAAAUGAAGAGGGAUUACGCUCAUUUCUGGCUCGCAAUGCUGGACAAUGAUACCACAAAGAUGAAAGUUUAUGCCAAACGCGUUGCUGGAAUUACGGACAAACAAUUUCCUUUAUUUGCAGCUGCCAUCACCGGAAGAGAUAUAGAUCAUGCGCUAUCAGGAAAAGUCCACACGCAAAGGGAAGACUCUGAAAUCGAUAGGAUGCACCAAGCAUUAUUGAGCGAAGGACUGGUGUAUGACUUAAUGGGUCUUCUUAGCCAUAUUCCAAGAAUUGUACUGCUGAUCUUGAAAACCAACGAUUUAACUAGGUUUUUGGAUGAAGCAUUGCAGAAUCCCUUGGGACUACAGAGAACGUUUUUGAUUUUGGCAAGCUACUGUGCCAAAACAGUCUAUUACGAGCAAAAGGAGGAUUCUCAAAAACUAAGAGGACUUAGUUGGCUUCGUUCUACUAUUAGCCUUAACUUUGCGUAUUAUAAAAGGGUUAGCCAGCUCUGGAUUUAUGAUCUUCUGGUACUAGUGCGAGGGCAUAUCUGA
Messenger RNA from Komagataella phaffii GS115, 1860 nucleotides. RefSeq lists its product as uncharacterized. The record is from RefSeq and is a predicted model, not a curated record. Gene Ontology annotation, cellular component: mitochondrial inner membrane. The transcript has a single exon. NCBI's taxonomy places the organism in Eukaryota, Fungi, Ascomycota, Pichiomycetes, Pichiales, Pichiaceae. Gene Ontology annotation, biological process: mitochondrion organization; lipid homeostasis. Bases 1 to 1860 code for a protein of 619 amino acids.